AUCGUGAUAAGAAUUUGACAGGUGAAAGAAAAAAAAAACAUGCAAAACAUGAAAACCAAAUCCAUAUGAUUAUGGUUUUCUGUUUCUAAUUGGAUUUGCUAAUUACAAAGUAAUAAUAAAAACAAUAACAAUCAGUUGCAAUUCCUACGAAUUGCCACUAAUUGUUCCUCAUCAGAAACACACAAAAUUCCGUCAUACAAUUUCGAUGUAAUAAUAAAAGUUAAAAAUCCUACUCAAAACAAAUUCGAUAUAUAUAAAAUUAGUUAAAAAAUGCUGCCCACAACAAUCUUCCGGCAAAUGCAUCGGCCGGGCAUGUGGAAACAUCUGCCCGACCUAUUGCGUACCUCUCGCGAAGGAACAACCUGCCUUAAUCGUUAUGCUGCUGCAACUGGCUUCAUAAAGACCUCAUUCCUCGACCAUCAGCGUUGGGAUGUUGCGUCAUUGCGAUUGUAUGCAGAUUCAAAAAAACACUCAUUUCACCUGAAAACAAUCAAAAGUCGAGAUCUUAUUCAAAAUGCCAUCGAAAAGAAACGUGAUAUCUUUAUUGAACGGAAGAAUGUCCUCGUCAAGGACAUUCGUGAAACCAAAACAAAGAUGCAAGAAAAAGUUCGUGAAAAAAUGGAAGAAGUCAUCGAACGCGAGAACAUUAUGACCAUUCCUAAUUUUUUGACUGUAGGACGAGCUAUUUUAUCUCCGUACAUUGGAUAUGUGAUUAUCGAUGGAGAUUUUAAUUUAGCAAUUGGUUUGCUGGUUGUAGCUGGUAUAACUGAUUUGUUGGAUGGACAAAUAGCAAGACAUUGGCCAACUCAAGCCAGCAAAUUUGGUUCGUUCCUAGAUCCUAUGGCUGAUAAAUUUUUAAUAGGAACUUUGGUUAUUUCAAUGGGCUAUUGUGAUCUUUUGCCUUUGUGGUUAGCUGGAACAAUAUUGUUUCGUGAUGUAUUCCUAUUGGGUGCUGGCUUUGUUAUUCGUUAUGUUAGUCUUCCACCUCCGAAAACCAUUUCACGUUACUUUGACGCUACUCAUGUAACAGCCCAAUUAGAACCUACAUUUAUCAGUAAAGUUAAUACAUUUGUCCAACUCAGUGCCAUUGGAUUAAGUUUGGGAGCUCCCGUAUGGAACUAUCUUGAUCACUCACUCCUCCAUGGCUUAUGGUACUUGACAGGUGCAACAACUGUAGCUGCUGCCCUCAGUUACGUUCUUAAUAAAAACACAUAUAAGAUUUUAAGAAAAACACCGUAAAGCAAAUUCUACGAGUUCUUUUGAAUCAACUACUAUUUCAAUGAAAAGAUGUGCUGAAGAUACAACAAUAAUGCUCAAAGCUUCAUAUCAAAAAAUAUAUUCGUAGUGAACAAAAUUCCUCUAAAAAUUAGGUUGUUACUAAUUAAUUGGAUAAUUUGUUAGAAUGUGUACUCCAUUGGAAUAGUAUUUUUAAAAAGACUUGCUAGAAUCUUAACUGCUUUGAACCACGUAAUUUCAAUAACUUAACAAAUCGAAUGAUUGGCAGCAUAAUGUUGUUUCCUUUGAUUAUUAUUAUUAUUUUUUUUUUCUUUUCUGUUAAAUAAAUUUCAUUUGAAAAACUGUAAAAGAUAACUUUUCAUAAUAGACUGAACAUAAAAAACAAAA
This is a messenger RNA of Episyrphus balteatus (marmalade hoverfly), 1623 nucleotides long. It is a transcript of the gene CLS, whose product is annotated as probable cardiolipin synthase (CMP-forming). The record is from RefSeq and is a predicted model, not a curated record. Lineage: Eukaryota; Metazoa; Arthropoda; Insecta; Diptera; Syrphidae. Gene Ontology annotation, molecular function: cardiolipin synthase activity. Bases 271 to 1239 code for a protein of 322 amino acids. Gene Ontology annotation, cellular component: mitochondrion; membrane. The transcript is spliced from 5 exons. Gene Ontology annotation, biological process: cardiolipin biosynthetic process.